Molecule: messenger RNA, 615 nt
Organism: Plasmodium knowlesi strain H
Lineage: Eukaryota; Apicomplexa; Aconoidasida; Haemosporida; Plasmodiidae
Product: peptidyl-prolyl cis-trans isomerase, putative
Exons: 1
Coding region: 1-615 (204 amino acids)
Biological process (GO): protein peptidyl-prolyl isomerization
Cellular component (GO): catalytic step 2 spliceosome
Molecular function (GO): peptidyl-prolyl cis-trans isomerase activity
Source: RefSeq, a predicted model, not a curated record
AUGUUCACGCUGUGUAAGGGCUACAGUGACGACGACGAACAGAAUGAAGAAACAGAAAUAAUCAACGCAGUUUCGGAAAAACAAAAAUCAUUUGAAGAAAAAAUAUCCUACUAUAAAUUAAAAGGAAAAGCAGAAAGAGGACACAUUACAAUUUACACAAACCUGGGUGAAUUCGAAAUAGAACUGUACUGGUACCAUAGCCCCAAAACAUGUUUCAAUUUUUAUUCAUUAUGUGAAAUGGGCUACUAUGACAAUACGCUAUUUCACAGGAUUAUUCCGAACUACAUCAUCCAAGGUGGGGACCCCACGGGCACAGGGAAAGGAGGGAAAAGCAUUUAUGGAGAAUAUUUCGAAGAUGAAAUAAAUAAAGAAUUAAAGCAUACUGGGGCUGGCAUAUUAAGCAUGUCCAAUAAUGGCCCUAAUACAAAUUCCUCACAAUUUUUUAUAACCCUAUCUCCUUUACCUCAUUUGGAUGGAAAACACACCAUCUUUGCAAGGGUAAGCAAAAAUAUUACUUGCAUUGAAAACAUAGCCGCUGUCAAGACAACUGCUACGAAUAAGCCCAUUUUUGAUGUCAAAAUUUUGAGAACCUCAACCGCUGUGAAUGUUGAUUGA